Messenger RNA from Paramuricea clavata, 1243 nucleotides. The record is from the annotation of a GenBank genome assembly. Lineage: Eukaryota; Metazoa; Cnidaria; Anthozoa; Malacalcyonacea; Plexauridae.
AUGGACAUGUAUAUAUUCUUUGAUGUGGAAGCUACGUCAGGCAACCCGAAGGAUGGAGAUAUCGUAGAAAUUGCUAUGAAAACUGAUCCAAAGACCUGCAAGCAGGAGCGAUCAUUUCAAUGUUUGGUGAAAACCAAGCAUAGGCUAUCAAAAUUUAGUAAGUGGCCAAACAGCAUUUAACUUUAACCACAUAGUUAAGUCGGUUGUAUAAAAAAGUAGUUAACUGUAGUUAAAGUUAACUAUCCAUUGGGGGAAUAGGUAACUUCCAAAAACAUAGUUAAAAAUGGCGCAUGGAUUAUUUGCCGUGUACCAUUCUCUCUCUUUCUCUCUCACAUUUUUUUGGGGGACACCCUGUAGACCCUGUUCAAAUAAGUAUAAAAACAAACUCGAAACAGACAUCGUGUGAACGGUGUCCUAAGUGAAACUUGUUUUCUUUUUAGCUGUGAAAUCUGGCAUAACAAAGAAAAGGCUUAUUGAUCCUAACAUAAAUGAAUUCAAAGUUGUUUACAAAAAUAUGAUGAAAUGGCUUAAAAAUCGUGUACAAAAGGCGCGUGAAUGGUAUAAAAAACGUGAUAUAUCCAAGGACGUUCGCCCAGGUAUGGCUGUUGCGGAAACAUUAAGGGUUAAGGCAAACAUUAAAGAUAACUGCCUAAAAAGCCAGUUCAAUUGUGCAUGUUAUGUGUGGUUGCAAAAACCUAUCAUGUGUGAUUUUGUUUUUUUUAGUAUUGUGUGCGCAUGGAGGUUUCAAGUUCGAUUUUGAAAUUUUCAUACGCAAUGUGGAGCGGUAUGUUGGCUAUUUUUACGAAAUGAAGUAUCUGCAUCUGGCCUUUGCAGAUACAUUUCUGUUGUGCCAAGAAGUGAGUUAUACAUGUCCAAUUAACAUAAUUAAAAUCUAUUUAUAUUUAUUUGAUGUAUUUUUUCAUAUUUUUUUUCAGCUACAACAAAAAGAUUUGCCCGAGCUCCAGGACACAGCGAGGUUGGGUAUGGAUGGGCUCUAUAGCCUUUUUUAUGCUGGAGAAAAAUUUCCCGGUAGGUUAGACCGGAGGAUUUGCUGUGAAGCAAAGUCGGCGAUAUAGUAAUUGUUAGUUUAGUGAAAAAACUGUUUUACUCACAUUAUUUCAUAAAUUUUAUGUUUUUUAGAUCGUCACAGAGCUAUGGGAGACGUAAAUGCAAUGUCAAAAAUUUUGGGUGAUAAACUGUGGGAACAUUUACCACAAUUACGGAUCCUAACUUACAAAUCGUU